Molecule: messenger RNA, 2199 nt
Organism: Sungouiella intermedia
Lineage: Eukaryota; Fungi; Ascomycota; Pichiomycetes; Serinales; Metschnikowiaceae
Source: the annotation of a GenBank genome assembly
AUGUAUUAUUCGGAUCAAUUAGGACUUCCUCUGUCCGAUAAGUCUCUCUGGAGACUUCGCACAGACGAGUUGGGAAGAGAAACGUGGCACUACUUGACAAAAGAGGAAGCAUUAAGUGAACCCCAGUCAAAUACCACCAAGUUUCUCUUGGAUAUGGAGGAUUUUGUUCGUCCAGAACCAGAAAAAAUUUCCACGCCUUAUGAAGCUGCUGUCAAAGGUACAGAGUUUCUUGGUACCAUUCAGGAAGAAUGUGGCAUGUUUGCAUGCCAAUAUAAGGGUCCUAUGUUCAUGUCCAUUGGAUACAUCACAGCCAGUUACUUCACCAAAACAGAAAUCCCUGAGGUGUACCGCCACGAGAUGAUCCGCUACAUUGUCAACACCGCACACCCUGUGGAUGGCGGCUGGGGACUCCAUUCCGUAGAUAAAUCAACGUGUUUCGGCACCACCAUCAAUUAUGUUGCACUCCGUCUCUUGGGAAUGGAUAAAGACCAUGAGGUCUGUAUGAGAGCAAGGAGGACACUCCAUAAGCUUGGAGGAGCGCUCGGAAACCCGCAUUGGGGUAAGGCUUGGCUCUCAUUGAUUAAUUUGUAUGGGUGGGAAGGUGUGAAUCCUGCUCCUCCAGAGUUGUGGAUGCUUCCCUACUGGACUCCAAUCCACCCGGGUAGGUGGUGGGUGCAUACUCGUGCAAUCUACUUGCCGUUAGCUUAUCUUUCUGCUAAUCGGAACACGUGUGCAUUGGAUCCGUUGUUGGAAGAGAUCCGUCUGGAGAUCUACUUGCCUAAACAUUUGCCAUAUGAGUCUAUUGACUUCUCUAAGCACAGAAAUACCGUGUGUGGCGUUGACCUCUACUAUCCACACACCCAGAUUUUGGAUCGUAUGAACUGGGCGAUUGUAAAGUAUGAGAAGUAUUUGAGGCCAAAGUGGUUAUUGAAGAAAGCCAGCGAUAGAGUGUAUGAAUUGAUCAAGAAAGAGUGUCGAAACACGGAAUAUCUAUGCAUUGCUCCUGUGAACUUCUGUUUCAAUAUGAUUAUUACCUAUAUUGAAGAAGGAAGAGAUUCUAAGGCAUUCCAACAAUUUUUGUACAGAAAAAACGACGUUUUGUUUCAUGGUCCUCAGGGUAUGACGGUCAUGGGUACCAACGGAGUUCAAGUGUGGGACGUGGCGUUCAUGUGUCAAUACCUUAUUGUUGCCGGAAUGGCCCAGCACCCCAAGUAUCACGAUUUGAUCUUAAGAGGCUAUUAUUUCUUGCGCCGAUCGCAGUUUACUGAAGAAUGUGAAGAGGGCAGUUUCAGAGACCGCCGGAAAGGCGCAUGGCCGUUCAGUACCAAGACACAGGGAUAUACGGUCAGUGAUUGUACUGCUGAGGCUUUGAAAGCUAUUAUCAUGGUAGAGAACGAUGAUUAUUUGGGAAAACAAAUCUCGGACAAGAUUGACCAACAGAACUUGAGAGACGCCGUGGACCGUAUUUUGUUCAUCCAGAACACUGGAUCAUGGGAAAAAGGCUCAUUUUCUGCCUACGAAGCGAUCAGAUCCUCUCCAUUAUUGGAGAGUUUGAGUCCUGCGGAGGUGUUCAAUCAAAUCAUGGUGGAGUAUCCAUACGUGGAAUGUACUGACUCGUCGGUGCUUGGCCUCACCUACUUUAUGAAAUACUACCCGGACUAUAAGCCGCAGGUGAUCCUGGACGCUAUCGAUAGCGCCAUUGAAUACAUUGAAAAGGCUCAAGACCCUUUUGAUGGGUCAUGGUAUGGUUCAUGGGGUAUUUGCUACACAUACGCAGCCAUGUUUGCCGUGGAGGCGUUAGAAACUGUGGGUAAAAGUUACCACACGUCGGAAGUUGUCAAAAAGGGCCUUGACUUCUUAGUGGCAAAGCAGGAACAUGAUGGUGGCUGGUCCGAGUCGAUGAAAUCAUGUGAGACGCACACCUAUGUACCCAGUGGAAAAUCCUUGCUUGUACAGACGUCAUGGGCUGCCAUUGCGCUAAUUUUGGGCGACUAUCCUGACCGUGCGCCGAUUGACAGGGCUAUCAAACUCCUCAUGGACAGGCAAAGCCUUAGCGGAGAAUGGAAGUUUGAAGAUGUGGAAGGUGUUUUCAACCAUAGUUGUGCUAUCGAGUAUCCAACUUAUAGGUUCUUGUUCCCAAUUAAGGCACUUGGGCUUUAUGCCAAAAAGUUUGGAGGUAGCACCACUCCAUUCUCUUAA